AGCAACAGGUCAAGGUUUUUAUGUUUAGGACGUAUUCAUUGGGUUUCGCGCUGACCGGUCGGUUCUAGGCACAUCAAUACCGACGUCAACCUCUACGAGCCAAUAUGCUGGUAGCAUCGCGGAUGGCACUGCUCUCAGGGUCAUGUGCCUUGGCGCAUCUAUAGUAAAGGGUGAAACUUCCCCUGGCACAGUCGGCUUCAGAAAGGUGCUUCGGGACGAUCUCGUUGGGUUUGGAGUCGAUGUGAACAUGGUAGGCUCUGUCCAGUUGGGAAACAUGACCGACAACGACCUAGAAGCCUACGGCGGUAACCGAAUCACUCAAAUCCAUGACCACGCCAAGGCCAUUGUCCCAAAGACCCUACCGAAUGUGUUCGUGAUCCAAGUCGGGACGAAUAACAUCCUCCAGAACUUGGACAUCGACAAAGCCGGUGAACAAAUGAAGGAUUUCAUAGACUACCUGGUGGAGACAGCGCCGCGGUCAUUUGUCAUCUUAAGCACGAUUCUUACCAAUACUGUUGGCGGGGGUAGUCUGGAGCCUUCUGUGUUGGACAUCAAUCAACAAUACCGAGAUCUAAUGCCGACUUUCGAGGCAGAGGGCACGCCAGUGGUUCUUGCGGAGCUACACCCAAGCAACGGUGGCGAUGAUGUCCCGCAAGUCGCAGAUAUUGGGCCAGACGGCUCGCAUCCGCUGGUCAGUGGAUACGAGAAGAUGGGCCAUAUUCUUGCUCAAGCCGUCAAGGAUGCGGAUGCGAAAGACUAUAUUCAAGUCGCGACCGACAAUGGAAUACCUGACGACGGAGAUGCCGAGAAAGCCGGAUCAUCACGGAAGCGGAGGCAUUGGCAUUGAGGGUGCGCGGCAUACCAUAUGGAGAAUCGGAUAUAAACACUCAUUCGAAUUCGAUCACAAACACAUAUUAAUCUAGAAUAAUACGCAAUGAAUAAAUAAUGGAACAGCUACCACUUCAUAUGUAGUAGUAGUCUUGGUCGUUGUUGUGGAACAUGCCGACUUUUUGCGUCCCCUUGGAGAACUUCCCGAAACG
Molecule: messenger RNA, 1040 nt
Organism: Truncatella angustata
Lineage: Eukaryota; Fungi; Ascomycota; Sordariomycetes; Amphisphaeriales; Sporocadaceae
Product: SGNH hydrolase-type esterase domain-containing protein
Exons: 2
Coding region: 143-847 (234 amino acids)
Molecular function (GO): phosphatidylcholine lysophospholipase A1 activity
Source: RefSeq, a predicted model, not a curated record